AUGGCCGAGUUUUUUGGAUCCAGCACCCCUUUCGCGGAGCCGCUGUGGUACUCCCGCCCAGGAAAUCCUCAUUAUACUGAUUCGCAUAGGCGGUUGCGGGAUGAGAUCCGCCGAUAUGUUGACACUGAAAUAGAGCCGUUUUGUGCCGAGUGGGAGGCCAAUCGUUCGGUCCCGAAAGCAGUUCGCAAACGCCACGCAGACCUAGGCUAUACGGCCAUCCUGUUGAAUCCGGCCGCAAUUGGGAACUAUCUUGGGGCCAUUCAACUCCCAGGGAGGGUUUCUUCGAAGGAAUGGGAUAGCUUCCAUGACCUUAUAGCUAUCGACGAAAUGGCCCGCUGUGGCUCUCUCGGGGUUUUAUGGGCUCUUGGAUGUGGAAACGCGAUUGGCUGUCCUCCGGUGAUCAAUUUUGGGACCGAGGAGCAGAAGUCCAGGUGGCUGCCUCCUGUCAUUCGGGGCGAGAUCAGAUUUUGUCUGGGCAUUACGGAGCCGCAAGCCGGAUCGGACGUUGCUAGCAUCUCGACUACAGCGCAGAAACAAGAUAAUGUGUUCAUCGUCAAUGGGACUAAACAGUGGGUUACCAACGGCCUGUUUGCACACUAUUGUACAGCAGUCGUCCGGACUGGCGGUGCUGGGAAAGCCGGAAUCUCAUUACUGGUCAUUCCCUUAGAUUCCAAAGGGGUUUCUCGGACUGAGAUACACAGCUCUGGUGUCGCUUCAAGCGGAUGUGCUGCGCUCAAAUUCGACAACGUUGAGGUUCCCGCUGAGAAUCUUCUUGGCAACUUGAAUGAAGGCUUUCAGUUGAUCAUGUCCAGCCUGAACCAUGAACGUCUCUGGAUAGCUGGUAACUGUCUUCGCCUUGCCCGCAUAUGCCUCGAAGAUUCAUACAAACACGCGCUCACACGCCAGACGUUUGGAAAGCCUCUGAUAGAUCGUCAAGCUAUCCGGCUCAAGUUUGCCAAUGUCGGCAUGCAAAUAGUGAGCGCAUACGCCCUGCUUGAGUCUCUGGUCCAGGUCAGAGAGAGCGGCUUCAAGAGAGCAACGGAUAUUGACGAGCUGGGCUCAAACAUUGGCGGCUUGUGCGCCCUGGCCAAAGUUAGUGCUGGUAGGGCAACAGAGUUGGCCGUUCGGGAAAGUCAACAGAUCCUCGGGGCACUUGGAUAUACACGAGCCGGUCCGGGAGCACGCGUCGAAAGAAUAAGUCGGGAUCUUCGAGUGCUCAUCAUUGGCGGCGGCAGUGAGGAGAUUUUGAGUGAGAUGUCAGUGAUGCAAGAGAGGAAGGACUUGGAAAAACUGCGUCUCUCUUGA
Aspergillus clavatus NRRL 1 is the source of this 1305-nucleotide messenger RNA. Its product is annotated as acyl-CoA dehydrogenase family protein. The transcript is spliced from 5 exons. NCBI's taxonomy places the organism in Eukaryota, Fungi, Ascomycota, Eurotiomycetes, Eurotiales, Aspergillaceae. Gene Ontology annotation, molecular function: acyl-CoA dehydrogenase activity; flavin adenine dinucleotide binding. Bases 1 to 1305 code for a protein of 434 amino acids. The record is from RefSeq and is a predicted model, not a curated record.